UGGACCUGGACUAUGAGAUCACCUUUGGAGGAGUGGCAGCAUCAGCAAAGUCAAGCUCAGGGGGCAGAGAGAACUUUGUGGGCUGCUUGGAGGGAAUCACUUACAAUGGAGACAACAUCACUAACUUGGUCCGCAGGAAGAAGGUGGACACGUCCAGCUUUCGUAACCUGACCUUCUCCUGCACCGACUCCAACUCCUUCCCCGUCUUCUUCAACUCCUCGUCCUUCCUGCAGCUUCCUGGUCAGAGCAACAGUGACACUCUGUCAGUCAGUCUGUCUUUCAGGACGUGGAACCCCAACGGCCUGCUGAUGUUCACGUCACUGGCUGAUGGCUGGGUGGAGGUGGGACUAACAGAGAGCAAGGUCACCGUCUACAUAAACGUGACUCAAAGGAAGAACACACGCAUUGGCAUCUCGUCCGGUUCAAGCCUGAAUGAUGGCCAGUGGCACAGUGUCCAUCUGAAUGCACUGGAGAACUAUGCAAUGCUGACAGUCGAUGGAGACGAAGCAUCUACGGUCAGAACAGCCAUUCCCAUCCAAAUCCAGACUGGAGGAUCCUAUUACUUUGGAGGCUAUUUCAUGCACACAAACUCCAGGUCACCUCAGCGCUCCUUCCAGGGCUGCAUGCAGAUGAUCCACAUCGACGACCAUCUGGUUGACCUCAGAGCUGUGGAGCAGGGUCACAUUGGAACCUUUGAAAAUGUCAGCCUGGAUAUGUGUGCCAUUAUAGACAGGUGUGUCCCUAACCACUGUGAGCAUGGUGGUCACUGCACUCAGACAUGGGACACAUUCAUCUGCAACUGUAGUGGCACUGGAUACACUGGAGCUACCUGCCACAACUCCAUGUAUCAGCAGUCGUGUGAGGAGUAUAAGCACCAGGGGAGGAGCUCAGGGAGCUACUGGAUUGACCCAGACAGCAGUGGACCUAUUGCCCCCUUCAGAGUCAGCUGUGACAUGACGGAUGAGAAGGUUUGGACCACAGUGAAGAACAAUCUUUCUCCUCAGACUUCAGUCACCAGUGCAGACCAGGAAGGAAAGGCAGUGCUAAAGAUCACCUACAAUGUCACAGAUGAACAGGUGUUGUCAGUCACUGGCAAUGCAGAGUACUGUGAACAGUAUGUAGCCUAUGCCUGCAGAAUGUCCCGUCUGCUCAACUCUCCAGAUGGCGUUCCAUACUCCUGGUGGGUAGGAAGAGCCAAUGAGAGGCAUUCUUACUGGGGUGGGUCAGGACCAGGGAUACAGAAGUGUGCCUGUGGUAUUGAACACAAUUGCACUGACCCCAAACACUACUGCAACUGUGACGCUGACCUGCGCGCCUGGAGGGAGGACACAGGCCUGCUGGUCUAUAAAGACCAUUUGCCAGUCAGUCAAGUCGUGGUUGGUGACACAAGCAGAGCUGGAUCUGAGGCCAAACUUACUGUGGGGCCACUCAGGUGCCAGGGGGACCGUAACUACUGGAACGCUGCGUCCUUCAACAGUCCCACCUCCUACCUUCAUUUCCCCUCCUUCAGAGGGGAAACUACCACUGACAUCUCCUUCUACUUCAAGACGUCCUCUGCUCACGGAGUCUUCCUGGAGAACCUGGGGACCACCAGCUUCCUCCACAUUGAACUCAGAGGAGCCUCCAUGGUCUUGUUCUCUUUUGAUGUGGGGAGUGAGCGGUUGGAGCUCAGUGUGCGCUCACCUGUGCCACUCAACGAUGACCAAUGGCAUCGCGUGGAAGCUGAGAAAAAUAUCAAAGAGGCAGUUCUGCAGGUUAAUGGACAAUAUAGGGAGGUUAAAGCCACCCCUCCACAGGGACACACCAAACUGGAGUUCUACAGCCAGCUUUAUGUUGGUGCCUCGAGUGGUCAGAGGGGUUUCCUGGGCUGCAUGCGGGCACUGAAGAUAAAUGGUGUGACCUUUGACCUAGAGGGGAGGGCCGAGAUGACUCUAGCUGUGAGUCCAGGCUGUCAGGGUCACUGCAACAGCUAUGGGAUGCACUGCAGGAACAGAGGGAAGUGUGUGGAGCAGUACAAUGGAUACUCGUGCGACUGCUCCCUCACUGCGUACGAUGGACCCUACUGCACUGAAGAUGUGGGUGGCUAUUUCGAGACGGGGACCUUGGUGCGUUAUGACUUCCUGUCAGAGGCGGGAGCUUUUGCGUCGCGGGAAGGGAAGAGUUUGUCAGGUGUGCCUGUUCCCAGUGAGGCCAACCUGACCGAGGAGGAGCUGGUGUUCAGCUUCAGCACCUCCAGCACUCCGAGCAUCCUGGUCUACAUCAGUUCUAGGACUCAAGACUACCUGGCUGUGGUCCUCAGACACAAUGGCACUCUUCAGAUCCGCUACAGCCUUGGAGGACUGACAGAACCUCACACCAUUGAUGUGGACCAUCGUAACAUGGCCAAUGGACAGCCACACUCUGUCAACAUAACAAGAAAGCUGAGAGAGAUUCGACUACAGCUGGACCACUACCCAGUGUACACAUACAGUCUGCCUGAGUCCUCAGACACCCACUUCAACUUGGUCAAAAGUAUCUUUCUUGGAAAGGUCUUUGAAACUGGACAGAUCGACCCAAUUCUGAUCGAGCGCUACAACACUCCGGGCUUCGUGGGCUGUCUGUCCAGAGUUCAGUUUAACAGCGUGGCACCUUUGAAAGCUGCACUGCGCUCUGGACUGGCAGCACCUGUCAGCACCCAUGGGAUUCUGGUCCCAUCCAAUUGCGGAGCGUCACCCCUGACCAUCUCCCCCAUGGCCUCUGCCAGUGACCCCUGGCACGUAGAAGCAGCUGGAGCUGUUUUCCCCCUCAAUGACAACAAAGGCAGUGAUGAUGGAGUGGAUCGCAACUUUGCAAUAAUUGGAGGUAUCAUCUCCAUUGUGAUCUUCAUCGUCCUCUGCAUCAUGGUGUUUGUCAUCCGCCACAUGUUCCGUCACAAAGGCUCCUACCACACCAACGAAGCCAAGGGGGCGGAGUCUGCAGACUGCGCUGACGCCGCAAUCAUCGUCAACGAUCCGGCCUUCACCGAAACCAUCGAAGAGAGCAAGAAGGAGUGGUUCAUCUGAAGCCGACACCUUUAGGACGGACUGUAUGUAGUUUUCUAAGCAUAGGGAGUAGUAGCAACAUGAGGCGAGGUGACCCCCUCUUGUGGAAGCCUUGAAGUGCCGAGCAGUUCAUUUCAUUUAUGGUCACAGGUUGGCAUGAACAGUGAGCGUGUGCAAGGGCGGAGCGCGGCCUGGCCGAGCCCAUGUGGCCGUGCUUUUAACUUGAUUUACGAUGGACAUGGUGACAGGUUUGCAGGAUGUAGAGGACGACAGUGCCAUGAAGUAAAAGACUGAAUGUGUUCAUUAGCUUUUAUUUAUUUAUUUAUUUGUUAAAUAUGAUUUUUGUAAUUUAUUUCUUUAUUAAUUUGAGUCAUAUAUUUUUUCACAAGAUCUGUCUGCCUUUGUGCGAUGUGCUGAAAUGUCAGACUUAGACCUCUGCAGAGGAGGUUGUGUUUUCAGUGCCGUCUGUCUGUCUGGUAGCAAGAUCACAUAAAAACUAUAGAACUUUUGUGGAAGGUGGGGCAUGAUCCAAGGAAGAAUCCUUGAAAAAAAAGAAGGAUACAGGAUUUGAUUUGAUAUUUCUGUCAAAUGUCUUUAUGCAUGUGCUCUCACAGCACUUUACAGUGGAAUAUUACUCCCAUUGUUUCCAAUAAACCUCCACAUCUGUA
Messenger RNA from Solea senegalensis (Senegalese sole), 3688 nucleotides. Its product is annotated as contactin-associated protein-like 2. Bases 309 to 3041 code for a protein of 910 amino acids. The record is from RefSeq and is a predicted model, not a curated record. The transcript has 20 exons. Lineage: Eukaryota; Metazoa; Chordata; Actinopteri; Pleuronectiformes; Soleidae.